AAAAACUGAUUAUUUUUACAACAGACAACCAUUGUAUCAGUUUGAUUAUUCGAUUCCCUUUUUCCAAAACACAUAAAUCUAUAAGGAAUUUAGCUCGAAAGCAUUUUCCCUAAAUAAACCUUUGUGGCUUCUACUUUAGCCUCCAAGAAUCAGAGCAAAGUAAACCCAAAAUGCCGGAUCGUUUCUAUCCAAAUGAAAUGCCGGAAUUCAUCAAAGAAGAAGAACCACCGCCACCUGAAACCACCACAAAUCCCCUAACAAAGACUCUAUCUCUUCCCUACAACCUAUUUUCCGAUCAACUCAAACGAGCAGCCUUCGACCUCAAACGCACUAUUGUGUCGGAGACUUGGGGAAACACCGGGAAACGUUUAACCGAUUACACGCUGUACACAGGUGCGCUAGGCACAGCUUCGAUCGUUUUCAAGGCUUACACAACAAGAAAGAUCUUGAUUUAUGUAGAGAUAUUCUUAAAGCUUGCGAUUCUGCCUCUUUUGGCUUUAGUUUUUUGCAGUCGCAGCCCUGUGACAUUCAUCUGUGGUCAGGUCGGUGUAUCUGCUCUUGGUGUCGUCGUGGCCAAACAAAGCAACGAUGAUCAAUUGUUUAAUCACUAUCUGACAAGAUUUAAAAAGAUAAAGCUUCCUAAAGAUCUUCCAAAUGAACUAUUUUUUGGUAGAACAGGUUACUUAUGGGCAUGUCUGUUCAUUAACAAGAAUCUUGGUGAAAACAUUAUAUCCUAUACCCACAUGAGAGAAAUCAAAGAUGAAAUUAUCAAGGCUGGUAGAAAUAUGUCUACUAGUGAAUGUCCAUUAAUGUAUGAGUGGUAUGGAAAAAGGUAUUGGGGAGCUGCUCAUGGGUUAGCGGGGAUAAUGAAUGUCUUAAUGGACAUGGAGUUGACUGAAGAUGAAUUGAAAGAUGUUAAGAGUACACUUAUUUACAUGAUUAACAACCGUUUUCCUAAUGGAAACUAUCGAUCAAGUGAAGGUAGUAAUUCAGACCACUUCAUUGAUUGGUGCCUUGGUGCUACUGGGAUGGCUCUUACCCUCACCAAAGCAGCCACAGUUUUUGGAAGUGAUGAGUUUUUAAAGGCAGCAACUGAUGCGGGAGAGGUGGUAUGGAAACGCGGUUUACUUAAAAAAGUUGGAAUCUGUCAUGGAAUCAGUGGCAAUGCGUAUGUUUUUCUUUCACUUUAUCGCUUAACAGGCGACAUCAAGUUCUUAUACAGAGCCAAAGCUUUUGCCACCUUCCUCUAUCAUAAAAGUCAAACCCUUAUAACUCAAGGGUCAAUGCAUGGAGGUGAUCGACCCUUUUCACUAUUCUAAGGCAUCGGAGGUGCAGCUUAUCUUUUUCUAGACAUGGUAGAUCCAUCCAUGGCUAGGUUCCCUGCCUAUGAGAUAUAAAUACUCUUUUUCUCCAUUAAGUCAUGUAUGUAUGUGUAAAUGUAAUGUGGUUGAAUGACUGUAUGCAUUACAAGUUGGGUGGUAUCUUAAUAUAUGACAGGUUAAGUGUUGAAUCCAUAAAGCUUAUUAAUCAGAAGAAAAACAGCCUCUAAAUGGCUAGUGAUUUUAUUACGGAAUAUCAUUCAAACCAUUACCUAUGCUCACAUUUUAACCAAAGUUAAGCUAACCCAACUAGUUUCUCACUAAUCUCCCAUACUUUACGUGCUUUAGUGACAUCACUAGCUUCUUCUGACAACUGAUUCUCAAAUGAAGCCGAGUUGUUAUUCCAACUCCAGUAAACACCCGAUUUUGUCAAACUUGGAUCACUCACAACCUGAGCAAGUCUCUUUCCGGAUUCAUCCUCGGAAACAUACCCUUUGGUGAUGUACUUUUGGAAGGGAGGGAAUAGGAGUCUGAACAACGGAAUAUGCUCCCGGAAUAAACCCGUUGUGGCAAUACAACCGGGAUACAAAGAAGCGAAUGUGAUUCCGGUUUCUUCAUGGAAUCGGCGAUGGAAUUCCUGCAUCAUCAGCAUGUUACAGACCUUACUGUCUUUAUACGCCUUUGCUCCGUCGAAAUCAGCACCAUCGAUCAUGGCAGAACUAUUAAGCCCGUUUAGACCACCUGCUAAACCCCUCAUGUCCCCUAAGUUAGCCUUUGGGGGGACAUUUCCAGCUAAAGUGUUGGUGUUACCCGUGAUUGACCCAACAAUUAUGAGUCUUUUUGAAGGGUAAUCUGAUUGUUUCAUUUCGUCGAGCAGUAGGCGUGCAAGAAGGAAGUGACCAAGGUGAUUUGUCCCAACACUUAGCUCGAAACCAUCGGCUGUGUAAGUGGGUUCUUUUGCAGUUGGUAAGUAAACAGCUGCGUUACAGACUAAUACAUCCAGAGGUUGACCUGAUUGUUUGAAGUUUGCUACAAAUUGUUUGACACUGUCGAGUGAUGCGAGGUCUAGAUGCAUGACUGUGUAGUUUUCUUUUGGCAUUCCAGAUGAUUUUGCAGCUCUUUCUGCUUUUAGAAAGUCUCUGCAAGCCAUUAUCACGUGCCAUUUUCCAGUUUCCGCUAGAGAUUUUGCUGUGGCUAGACCUAGACCCGAGGAAGCUCCGGUGAUGACGACUGUACCUUUUCUUAGGGUUUUCUUGCCGUCGGUUGAUGCCUGGUUGACUGAUGGAGUUGUGGUGGCUACAGCUUUUGUUUUGAGUGCUCCCCUUUGGGUGAAUUCCUUCCUGUUCUUUGAUGAUGUGAAGUCGACUUUAAGAUGAGUUGACAGUGGUACUCCAAAUAGGGUGGAGUCUUUCAAAGAAGCCUGCAAAAAUCGAAAGAAGAUGUAGUAGCCUGGAGUGCCAUUGGAGAUAUCUGUAAAUAUCUAAUUAAGAUUGUUGAAGAUAGAUCAUAUUGGUGUGGGGGUAUUUAUAAUUUUAUAUAUAGGAUAUACAACACGGAGAGAC
Lactuca saligna is the source of this 2881-nucleotide messenger RNA. The record is from the annotation of a GenBank genome assembly. NCBI's taxonomy places the organism in Eukaryota, Viridiplantae, Streptophyta, Magnoliopsida, Asterales, Asteraceae.